Penicillium argentinense is the source of this 2241-nucleotide messenger RNA. It is a transcript of the gene gpi10, whose product is annotated as putative glycosylphosphatidylinositol-alpha 1,2 mannosyltransferase. Gene Ontology annotation, cellular component: endoplasmic reticulum membrane. Gene Ontology annotation, molecular function: alpha-1,2-mannosyltransferase activity. The transcript has 5 exons. The coding region runs from base 1 to 2241 and encodes 746 amino acids. The record is from RefSeq and is a predicted model, not a curated record. NCBI's taxonomy places the organism in Eukaryota, Fungi, Ascomycota, Eurotiomycetes, Eurotiales, Aspergillaceae. Gene Ontology annotation, biological process: GPI anchor biosynthetic process.
AUGGCCCCCUCCAAUGCCUCUGCGCGCCGCGCUGCGUCCUCGCCGGCCGCCAAUAUCUUCCUCUUCCUCCUCGCCUUCCGCAUCCUCAACGCCUUCACCGUCCGGACGUUCUUCCAGCCCGACGAAUUCUUCCAAUCGCUCGAGCCAGCAUGGCAGAUCGCUUUCGGCAAGGAUCAGGGCGCCUGGGUGACGUGGGAAUGGCGUCACCAACUCCGAUCUUCGAUCCACCCUCUCCUCUUUGCCGCCGUCUAUAAAACGGCCGACCUCCUCGCGACCACCCUCCAACUGCCUUCUGCGACGCGCGCGGAGCUUCUCAUCGCCGGUCCCAAAACAGCGCAGGCCGUUGUGUCGGCAAUCGGCGAUUUCUACACUUGGAAGCUAGCAACGCGGAUCUAUGGGAAGGACUCGCGCGGGGCAUGGACCACGCGACGGUGGGAGGAUCUUGCGCGGAGAGAACACCGGGCUGACAAGGGACAGUUGCUGGUGACAAUUCUGAAUCCAUGGCAGUGGUUCUGCUCGACAAGGACCCUGUCCAAUUGCCUGGAGACCACGGUCACGAUUGUCGCGUUGGACCUCUGGCCCUGGCAGUGGGCAGCAGGGUCCUUGUCCGACGGUAGCCGCAAGGAUGGAAGGGGCACGGUCGAGGAUCGAGCGCUUCUGUCGAGCAUUCGCAAGUGCCUGCUACUGGCUGCCCUCGCCUGUAUUCUGCGGCCGACCAACAUCUUGAUCUGGGCAACGCUAGCUAGUUUCGCUUUGCUUCGGACUUCGUGGGGUAAUCGGAUGAUCCUCGUGCGCGAGGUCUUGAUUUGCGGAUCCGCUGUGCUCGCAGUGUCAGCCGUCGCAGACCGUCUCUUUUACGGAUUCUGGACGUUCCCGCCGCUGAGGUUUCUCUAUUUCAAUAUCGCGCAGUCGCUCGCGGUAUUCUAUGGGCGUAAUGAUUGGCACUAUUACUUGUCGCAGGGUUUCCCCCUUCUGCUCACGACAGCAUUGCCGUUCGCUCUCUGGGGGCUUUACCAAACAUUGACCUUUCGGACAUUCUCCGUCUCCGACCGACUGCAAACAGAGACCCGAAUUCAACUAGCAGUCAUCUGCCUUGUGAUGCCUUUCGUCCUCUCGCUCAUCUCGCACAAGGAAGUGCGGUUCAUCUACCCACUGUUGCCGUCGCUUCACAUUCUCGCAGCUCCGCCACUGGUCCAGUACUUUUCUCCUGUGAUAUAUUACAGAUCAUCACAUGCGUACACUCCGCAAAGGCUGCUGCUUAUCUUUUUCAUCUUCGCAAAUGUCGUGAUUGCUUUUUACACGAGUGUCCUGCACGCCUCAGGGUCGCUCAACAUCCUCACCUACCUCCGUCGCCAACAUGAGGUUCACGCAAACGGACAGAAGGCCUCUGUAUUUUCCUCCGCUUCGACAGCGAACGGGAUAACCGCAGGCUUUUUGAUGCCCUGUCACAGUACGCCUUGGCGAUCGCAUCUGGUGUACCCAACAAUCGAUGCUUGGGCACUAUCCUGCGAGCCCCCAAUCGGCCUCACCGAGACUGAGAAAGCCGUGUACCGCGACGAAGCAGAUCAAUUCUACGAUGACCCGGCACAAUUCCUCCGCGACAACAUGGCCGGAGGACUGCGUCAUCUCCCCCGACGACCGAGCUACGUCUCUCCUCCCGAUCUCGCCCAUCCGGAGUCCCAACACCCAUGGCCAGACUACCUCAUCUUCUUCGAACAACUGGAACCAACCCUCCAAACCCUCCUCCGCGGAUCUUCCUACGGCGAAUGCUGGCGCACAUACAACACAGCCUGGCACGACGACUGGCGUCGACGAGGCGACAUCAUCGCCUGGUGCCUCGACACCACCGAACAAGACAACUGGCGCGAAACCCAACGUCGAAGCCGCAGCACCAACACCCGCGAAUUCCAUCUCGACCGCAUGAUCGACGCCAUCAAAAACGAAGCGAGUCGUGCGCAGCCCAAAAAAGGCUGGAAGGCGUUCUUACCCUCUGCUUCAUUUUCCUACCCCUGGUCUCCGUCCCAGCCUACCUUCGCAGCAAAAUUCGCCUCCUGGCGCCGCGCCGUGAAAGCGUACUUUGCGCCGCGGCCCUCGAGCUUCUGGACGCUGGGCCGUCCGGCGCCGAAUAUUCGGGAUUUGGUGCCGAGGUGGUCGUCGCUUCGCUCUUAUUUGCCCGAGCGGCCGGCGUGGCUGGGUGGUAAGUCUAGAAAGAAGAUUCUUGAACGGGAGUUGUGGUCUUGA